ACAAACCUAUUAUUUUUAUAAAAUGUGAAGACAUUUAAAAAAUGUACCUAGUAUCCCUGGGCGGAAGACAAAACUUUUACACGGCGAAUUGGGUGGCAAACAAACCGCUUCUGGACCUGGAAGGAGAGCGGUAGUGUGCGUAUUUUAAACGUCAGAUAUCUCAAUGGUUUAAGAUUUUUAAAGCAUGACCAGGUUGGCCAGACCUACCGAUUUAUCGAUAGUCCUCCCGAUUUUGAUCUUCCCUACCGAUUCACGGACGACCAAGGCAAAACUACCGAUAUUUUGUUAUUCCUACCGAAAACUACCGAUUUUUAUUGAUUUUGGACACAUCCUACUCAACAUUCAUUUCUUCCUUGACCUGACAUAAGGUAUACAAAUGUUACCAACAGGGUAUCGUAAGCUAAUAAAUUUACAAUUACAUUCAUUUUUUGGGUUGGAUUUGGUCAGAGAUCUGUGUUGUCAGUAUUUUAAAAUUCUAUGUCAAUACUACGUUUUUGGGACAAUAACCCGGCCUACCGCUAACUACCGAUAAACUUUUAGUGACCCUACCGAUAUUAGGGAAUUCUAUCUAGCCACUCCCCAGUUAAACUCAGAUCUGAGCACGACCAUUUUUAGCGACACCCUAAUAUAUACUAAGCUACAAUCAACAUGCGAAUCAGCCGCAGUUCGUUCAGUACCGCUAAACAAUUCAUAUCGAUUAUGCUGGAGUCCGUAGUCAACGAUUACUGCUUUCCAGCCCACUAUCGGCCCAGAUUGUUGGUAACCAGUUCGGACGUUCCGGUAAGCUACAUUGACAUUCUCCGUCGCAAGUGUGAAGUGACCGUCUGUACUGGAACCAGCAGAGAUGAGAUUUUGGGUGAAACUUCAGGAGCUGAAGGAAUUUUGUGGUUAACCUCCGACAGAUUGGAUGGCGAAGUCUUGGACAUCGCAGGCCCUCAAUUAAAGGUCAUUUCUACGAUGACUUCCGGAAUGGAUUAUGUUGAUGCCGAACAAUUUAGGCAGCGUAGCAUCGCGUUGGGUUAUACACCCAAAGUAGUUAACGACCCGGUUGCGGACAUUGCGAUUGGACUGAUGAUUGCAGCCGCAAGACGAUUUCACGAAGGACGCUUAAAGAUUUUGGAUUCCGCGUGGGAGCCUCGACCCCAGUGGAUGUUGGGGCAAGAUGUAGUUGGAUCGACAAUAGGAAUUGUAGGAUUCGGUGGCAUAGGACAAACAAUUGCAAAAAGGUUAAGAGGAUUCGACAUUGGUCGGCUGCUUUAUACCGGGCAUAGCGAAAAACAAGAAGCCGGCCGAUUUGGAGCGCAGUUCGUAAGCUUUGAUGAAUUAUUGAAGGAAAGUGACUUUGUGUUUAUUGCUUGUCCGAUGACGAACGAAACAAGCAGAAUGUUCAAUGCCAAAGCAUUUCAAGCGAUGAAACCGACAAGUGUUUUGAUCAAUGUUGCACGAGGCGGAAUAGUAGACCAGCCAGCAUUGGUCGAAGCUCUCCGAAAGGGAGAAAUUUUUGCUGCUGGGCUUGAUGUAAUGACCCCAGAACCUUUGCUUCCAUCUGAUCCAAUUAUGAAAUUACCCAACGUCGUGAUCGUCCCGCAUCUCGGAACCUCUACAAGAAAAAGCCUUGAGGAUAUGUUUUGUAUUACCGUACGAAAUGUGUUAUCAGUUUUAAAUGGCCAAAGACCGAUUGCCUCGUUUAUUUAAUUUCUUACAAUAGAAAAAAAUAAUUCUAGGCAUUCUUA
This is a messenger RNA of Topomyia yanbarensis, 1733 nucleotides long. Its product is annotated as glyoxylate reductase/hydroxypyruvate reductase-like. The record is from RefSeq and is a predicted model, not a curated record. Bases 649 to 1695 code for a protein of 348 amino acids. Gene Ontology annotation, cellular component: cytosol. The transcript has 3 exons. Gene Ontology annotation, molecular function: glyoxylate reductase (NADPH) activity; NAD binding; hydroxypyruvate reductase [NAD(P)H] activity. Lineage: Eukaryota; Metazoa; Arthropoda; Insecta; Diptera; Culicidae.